This is a messenger RNA of Lacerta agilis (Sand lizard), 1654 nucleotides long. Its product is annotated as interleukin-1 receptor type 2-like. The coding region runs from base 1 to 1380 and encodes 459 amino acids. Gene Ontology annotation, molecular function: interleukin-1, type II, blocking receptor activity; interleukin-1 binding. Lineage: Eukaryota; Metazoa; Chordata; Lepidosauria; Squamata; Lacertidae. The record is from RefSeq and is a predicted model, not a curated record. The transcript is spliced from 9 exons.
AUGCCGAAAAUCGCACCUGCACAGAUGCAGACACCAGAAAUUGUGUCUGUGCCGACGCCGGAAAUCAUGGCCGCGCAUGCUCAUGAGCACGGAGGGAUAUCCGUUGGAGUGAACCGGCCCAAGCGAGAACACUUCUGUUGUUAUGACACUCUUCUUCUCAUUCACAGGUUCCAAGGUGUCAUCCAUCUUUCUCUUUCCUGUUUUCUAUUGAAUAUGGUGCCCAGGAUCUUAUGUAUUUUCAUUGCCAAUACAUUGGAUAUUUCUGCCUUCCGAAUCCAGCGUACGGGCAGUACAGAUAAUUGCCAAGAUCACACCGUGCAUUUCAGGCCCACUUUUGUACUGGCAGGAGAACCAGUGGUCCUCAGAUGCCCUCCUUUGAGAUACAAACAUAUGGAUGCUUUUGAUCAGCCCUUGAAUCUCACCUGGGGGAAAAAUGGUUCAGCAACAAUUAUCCCUGCAGGAUACAGAGAAACAAGAAUUCUCUUACAAGAUGAUGCUCUUUGGUUUUUGCCAGCUUCCGCUGAGGAUUCUGGGGAGUAUAUCUGUACUCGAAGGAAUUCUUCUUACUGUGCUGAUGUGUCUGUUCCUCUCACAGUUGUGGAGAAAAGCGCUGUUCGAAAUAUUUCCUAUCUCCAGAAGGCCUUCACAUUUAGUCCUGGAAAGGUUGUCUGUCCCGCCUUGGAGAGUUUUGUACAAAAGAAUACAAACUACGAACUCAAAUGGUACAAGGACUCAACACCUUUGGAUAUUGACAAUAAAAAAUUUGCUGUUUUGAAGGGCACAAAUUAUCUCAUCAUAAACUCUGUGUCCUUGGAUGAUUCAGGCUACUAUACUUGCCAGCUGACCUUUCGGCACAAAGCGGGACAAUAUAACAUCACCAGGACCAUUCAGUUAGAAACACUUGGCCAAAAGAAGAGAAGCCGGCCUGUGAUUGUCUACCCAAAUGAAAAGAUUACAUUAGCAGGUCUCGGUUCUCGACUGACAAUGAUAUGUAAAGUGCUUACUGGAGAAAGCAGCCAUUUUUAUACUGAGGUUUGGUGGCUAGCCAACAAGACUUACAUUGGUAGGCUUUAUCAAAAGGGCAGAGUUACAGAAGGAGAACGUCAGGAACUUGUAGAAAAUGAUGAAAAUUACAUUGAGGUGCCCUUGAUUUUUGACCCUGUGCAAGAAGCUGAUUUCAAUACAGACUUCACAUGCGUUGCCCAUAAUAGUCUCGGGCAUGAAAUACGUGCAGCACAAGUAAAGCCACAAGAACGCGAUACGUCUUGGUACUUGGCACUCAUUCCUGUGGCUCUCGUUGUCGCGAUCGCGGGAGGAGUGUGCCUGCAUAAAUGUUGGAAGGGAAGAUCCGCAAGGGGAUAUAUUGCAACCAAAUCCUAAAGGACAAAAAUGUUCUUCUUUUAGCAUAAAAACAAACAAACCGCUCAGUAAUCUGCUCCAAUAUAUCAAGAAGAAACCUUUUGGAUGAAAACAAAAAUCACCCAAGACAUUUUGCUGGCAGAGGCAAGGAAAGCCUGAUGUAAUUUCCCAUGGUGGUAAAAAUAUAUAUUAAUGAAAUAAAUUGCAAAUUGUUGCCAGUUAAUUUACCUCUCAAAUCUGCUGCUUGAGGCUCCUCAUACUAGUCAGAAAUAAGGCUGGUCCUUGCAGAAGCAGG